Messenger RNA from Lytechinus pictus (painted urchin), 444 nucleotides. RefSeq names its product novel acetylcholine receptor chaperone-like. NCBI's taxonomy places the organism in Eukaryota, Metazoa, Echinodermata, Echinoidea, Temnopleuroida, Toxopneustidae. The record is from RefSeq and is a predicted model, not a curated record. The transcript has a single exon. Bases 1 to 444 code for a protein of 147 amino acids.
AUGGGACUCAUUCACUACGUCGCUGUGCUGGUCGGGUUUUUAUUCAUCUUCGCAGGUCUUCUGAAGCUCACACCGAUCGAGCUUGGCAAUGGAUUUAGCCAGUCAGAGAUGAAAGCGAUGUUCAAACGUUAUCUCUCCGUCCUCCCUGUACACCACAUCUUCGGAGUGACGAUCACGACGACCAUUUACAGGUCGGCUGUCGGAUUUGCCGAGACUGUAUUCGGGAGCAUGCUUGCAUUCGGACGCACGUUUUGGAGGGUGACUGGCGCCUUCUAUCUUCUUAUACUCAUGAUUGGAGCAUUCCUGACACAUCAGAAGAUUGGUGAUCCCAUCGCAAUGGCUUCUCCUCCGUUGUUCCUUGGUAUUGUACUCUUGAUUAUUCUUGUAAAUCGACGUGAUCUAAAUACCACCUAUACAAGGACUGUCAAGACGAAAAGUGACUGA